Anisakis simplex (herring worm) is the source of this 417-nucleotide messenger RNA. Lineage: Eukaryota; Metazoa; Nematoda; Chromadorea; Rhabditida; Anisakidae. The record is from the annotation of a GenBank genome assembly.
UCUACGGCCGAAGCGAUAAUUUCACAUUUCGAAGGCUCAAAAGCAGAUUUGGUAGUUUGCGAUGGUGCACCUGACGUGACAGGAUUGCAUGCACUCGACGAAUACAUGCAAGGUCAAUUGAUCGUCGCGGCGCUGAAUAUCACAACAUUUGUGCUCAAAGAUUCCGGCACCUUUGUUGCCAAGAUAUUCCGUGCGAGACAUGUUACACUGUUGUACGCCCAACUGAAAAAUUUCUUCGAGCAAGUGUUCUGUGCGAAGCCUCGAAGCAGUCGACAGAGUAGUUGUGGUCAGUUUACGUUAUGCUGCAAAUUUAGAGGUUUCCACCUGCCGGAUGGCUACACACCAACAAUGGAGAAUCCUAUGUUUACACCUGAUUACGGUAUUGUUUAUUUCAUUAGCAUAUGUAAAAGCAAAUAG